Paramecium octaurelia is the source of this 859-nucleotide messenger RNA. NCBI's taxonomy places the organism in Eukaryota, Ciliophora, Oligohymenophorea, Peniculida, Parameciidae. The record is from the annotation of a GenBank genome assembly.
AUUAAAUAUUAAAAUUGGUGUCAUGCGAUUACUUUUAAUAAAGACUGUUCAAUUAUGUUGGCAGGUUGCAAUGAAUAGAUUAAUGUCUAUGUAUUUGAAGAUUAUAUUCGAAAACAGGUGUAAGUCUUAUAUGGACAUUCUGGUAAUGUGUAUCUUGAUAUGGUCAUACAAUGUAAAUAAUUUUUGGUUUUGUUAAUAACAGCUCGAAGGUCAUACUUAUCAAAUAAAUUGCUUACUAGUAAAUCAAGAUGAGAACAUUAUAUUCUCAAGUGGAGAUGAUAAGAAGAUAAUAAUUUGGAAAAAUGACCAAUAAUGGGAAGUCUCUUAGUCUAUUUAAGAACACAACUCUUCAGUUUAUGGACUAAGUUUAAAUGAUUCACAAAAUAAAUUGAUUUCUUGUGGAUUUGACCUUUACAUUUUGGUCUUUCAAUGUUCAGAGUAAAACAGCAAUUGGAAUUUAAUCCAAAAGAUCUAAACUAUUGCUGGUGGAUAUCGUUUAUGUUUCAUUAGUAAUAACCAGUUUACGUUUCAACCUAUCAAUUAGGAUGUCAUGGAAGUUUAUUCAAAAGAUUAAAAAGGUGAAGAAUAUUCUAAGAGUUAAGGAAUCAAAAUUAAGAGAGGGUUUGAUUAAAAUUGUUUUUUUCCUUAAUAAUACAUUAAAUAAAAAUAAUUACUCAUUAAUAAAAAUGGAUCAUGCAUCAAUGUAGUUAAAGUUCUUGAAAGUGGUUAAUUGAUGGUUGAACAAUGUAUUGAAUUUGAGACAAAUUAUAUUUUUGGUGCUGCAAACGAUAACGGUGAUUAUUUAGUAACAUGGGAUUAUGUCACAAAAGAUUUACAAUUGAGAUAGUAUUAAGAAUGA